Messenger RNA from Mucor velutinosus, 1299 nucleotides. RefSeq lists its product as uncharacterized. The record is from RefSeq and is a predicted model, not a curated record. The transcript is spliced from 9 exons. Gene Ontology annotation, molecular function: protein binding; protein phosphatase regulator activity. Gene Ontology annotation, cellular component: cytosol; protein phosphatase type 2A complex. Bases 1 to 1299 code for a protein of 432 amino acids. Lineage: Eukaryota; Fungi; Mucoromycota; Mucoromycetes; Mucorales; Mucoraceae.
AUGUCUGCAAUGAAUGAAGAUGAAAAGCGCUGGAAAUUUGCGCAAUGCUUCGGUGACAAGGGAGAUUCAGAUGAUAUCACAGAAGCUGAUAUUAUUUCAUCUGUUGAGUUUGAUCACACGGGCGACUACCUGGCGACUGGUGACAAGGGUGGAAGAGUUGUCUUGUUUGAGAGAAAUGAUGGAAAGAAAGGCUGCGAAUACAGGUUCCACACAGAAUUUCAGUCUCAUGAACCUGAAUUUGAUUAUCUAAAGAGUCUGGAGAUUGAGGAGAAGAUUAACAAAAUCAAAUGGUGUAGAAGAACGAACUCUGCUCAUUUCCUGCUGUCUACUAACGACAAAACCAUCAAACUGUGGAAGGUGUUUGAAAGAAACAUCAGAGUUGCUCAAGAAUACGACAACAAUGUCACAGCCAGAAACGGGUUAUUUAUACCAAAGAUCUCGCAUCAGGACAGCAUUGUUGCUGCUAUACCCAGAAGAAUAUAUGUCAACGCUCAUGCGUACCACAUCAAUUCAAUCUCAGUGAACUCGGAUAGUGAGACGUACCUGUCUGCUGAUGAUCUGAGAAUUAACCUAUGGAAUCUGGAUAUUUCAGAACAGAGCUUUAACAUUGUCGAUAUCAAGCCUGCAAACAUGGAAGAGCUGACAGAGGUGAUUACUGCUGCCGAGUUCCAUCCUCAGCAAUGCAAUCUGCUCAUGUACAGCAGCAGUAAAGGAACAGUCAAAUUGGCCGAUAUGAGAGAGUCUGCCUUAUGCGACCAAAAUGCCAAAGUAUUCGAGGCAUAUGAAGAUCCCAGCAAUCGAUCCUUCUUUUCCGAAAUCAUCUCAUCCAUCUCUGAUGUCAAAUUCAGCCCUGAUGGUCGAUACAUUUUGGCUCGAGAUUACUUGACACUGAAGAUCUGGGACAUUAACAUGGAGAGUAAGCCUGUGCAAACAAUCAAUAUCAAUGACAAUCUACGAAGCAAUUUGUGUGAUUUGUAUGAAAACGAUUGCAUUUUCGACAAAUUUGAGUGCAUGUUCAGUGGGGAUGGAGAAAGCGUCAUGACAGGCUCGUAUAGCAACAACUUUUCUAUAUACAGCCGCGAGACACGAGACGAAAUUCCACUUCAAGCUGAUAAAAGCGCCUUCAAAGCAAAACGAUUAGGAUCUGCAAAGAAUAAGCUGACCUUGGGUCGUAAUGGCAAGAGAGAAGAUGUAGAUCCUGUUGAUUUUGGCAAAAAGAUAUUGCACGCAUCAUGGCAUCCACGAGAUAAUAUCAUUGCUGUAGCUGCCACCAAUAACCUCUUUAUUUUUGCUGAGUAA